Messenger RNA from Orycteropus afer afer, 2190 nucleotides. It is a transcript of the gene PIK3R2, whose product is annotated as phosphoinositide-3-kinase regulatory subunit 2. The transcript has 15 exons. Gene Ontology annotation, biological process: insulin receptor signaling pathway; phosphatidylinositol phosphate biosynthetic process. The record is from RefSeq and is a predicted model, not a curated record. The coding region runs from base 1 to 2190 and encodes 729 amino acids. Gene Ontology annotation, molecular function: protein binding; 1-phosphatidylinositol-3-kinase regulator activity. NCBI's taxonomy places the organism in Eukaryota, Metazoa, Chordata, Mammalia, Tubulidentata, Orycteropodidae. Gene Ontology annotation, cellular component: phosphatidylinositol 3-kinase complex.
AUGGCAGGUGCCGAGGGCUUCCAGUACCGUGCGCUGUACCCAUUCCGCCGGGAGCGGCCUGAGGACCUAGAGCUGCUGCCAGGAGAUGUGCUGGUGGUGAGCCGGGCAGCCCUGCAGGCACUGGGCGUGGCCGAGGGUGGGGAGCGCUGCCCACAGACCGUGGGCUGGAUGCCUGGUGUCAACGAGCGCACGAGGCAGCGUGGCGACUUCCCCGGCACCUACGUUGAGUUCCUGGGGCCUGUGACCCUGGCCCGGCCUGGCCCUCGCCCACGUGGCCCCCGCCCACUGCCUGCCCGGCCCCGUGAUGGGCCCCCUGAGCCAGGCCUUACACUCCCUGACUUGCCUGAGCAGUUCUCCCCUCCCGAUGUGGCGCCCCCCCUUCUGGUGAAGCUCGUGGAGGCCAUUGAGCGGACAGGGCUGGAUAGCGACUCGCUUUACAGGCCUGAGCUGCCUGCCCCGCGCACAGACUGGUCCCUAAACGACGUGGAGCAGUGGGACGCGACGGCCCUGUCGGACGGAGUCAAGGGCUUCUUGCUAGCGCUGCCUGCGCCCCUGGUGACGCCGGAGGCCGCGACUGAGGCGCUCCGGGCCCUGCGGGAGGGCGCAGGGCCAGUGGGGCUGGCGCUGGAGCCACCAACGCUGCCGCUGCACCGCGCACUCACGCUGCGUUUCCUGCUCCAACACUUGGGCCGCGUGGCCCGACGUGCCCCAGCCCCUGGCCCCGCCGUCCGCGCCCUGGCAGCCGCCUUCGGGCCGCUGCUGCUGCUGCAAGCGCCGCCGCCCUCGCCGCCGCCAGGGGGUGCGCCGGACGGGACGGAACCCAGUCCUGGCCCUGACUUUCCUGCUAAGCUGGUGGAAAAGUUGCUUCAGGAACAUCUGGAGGAGCAAGAGGUCGUGCCCCCAGCACUGCCGCCUAAACCUCCCAAGGCAAAGCCAGCUCCUGGGGCCCUGGCCAAUGGGGGGAGUCCACCCUCCCUGCAGGAUGCUGAGUGGUACUGGGGGGACAUCUCCAGGGAGGAGGUGAAUGAGAAACUCCGAGACACGCCCGAUGGGACCUUCCUAGUCCGAGAUGCAUCCAGCAAGAUCCAGGGGGAGUACACGCUGACCCUCAGAAAAGGCGGCAACAACAAGCUGAUAAAGGUGUUCCACCGUGACGGCCACUACGGCUUCUCCGAGCCACUCACCUUUUGCUCCGUGGUAGACCUCAUCACCCACUACCGCCACGAGUCACUGGCCCAGUACAAUGCCAAGCUGGACACGCGGCUGCUCUACCCUGUGUCCAAAUACCAGCAGGACCAGAUUGUCAAGGAGGACAGUGUGGAGGCAGUGGGCGCACAGCUCAAGGUGUACCACCAGCAGUACCAGGACAAGAGCCGGGAGUAUGACCAGCUCUACGAGGAGUACACACGCACCUCCCAGGAGCUACAGAUGAAGCGCACUGCGAUUGAGGCCUUCAAUGAGACCAUCAAAAUCUUUGAGGAGCAGGGCCAGACCCAAGAGAAAUGCAGCAAGGAAUAUCUGGAGCGGUUCCGGCGUGAGGGCAACGAGAAGGAGAUGCAGAGGAUCCUGCUGAAUUCAGAACGGCUCAAGUCCCGCAUCGCCGAGAUCCAUGAGAGCCGUACGAAGCUGGAGCAGGAGCUGCGGGCCCAGGCCUCAGACAACCGGGAGAUCGACAAGCGCAUGAACAGCCUCAAGCCCGACCUCAUGCAGCUGCGCAAGAUCCGAGACCAGUAUCUUGUGUGGCUCACCCAAAAAGGUGCCCGGCAAAAGAAAAUCAAUGAGUGGCUGGGGAUUAAAAACGAGACAGAGGACCAGUAUUCCCUGAUGGAGGAUGAAGAUGACCUUCCCCACCAUGAGGAACGGACGUGGUAUGUGGGCAAGAUCAACCGCACGCAGGCCGAGGAGAUGCUGAGUGGCAAAAGGGAUGGUACCUUCCUCAUCCGUGAGAGCAGCCAGCGGGGCUGCUAUGCCUGCUCCGUAGUGGUGGACGGUGACACCAAGCACUGUGUCAUCUACCGCACGGCCACCGGCUUUGGCUUUGCGGAGCCCUACAACCUGUAUGGGUCGCUCAAGGAGCUGGUGCUGCACUACCAGCACGCCUCACUGGUGCAGCACAACGACGCGCUCGCGGUCACGCUGGCCCACCCUGUGCGCGCCCCGGGUCCCGGGCCCCCGCCUGCUGCCCGCUGA